GUGUGAGUCGACGCCAUUUCGUGUCCACUGGUUUCAAGGUGAUACUAUCAGCCUGCAGAGCCGUAAACGGAUCUUUACCUACCCAAGUAAAAACAGCGUUGAAUUUUACUAAUUUUUAGUAUUAAACUCCUGUUUUUGAAGCCUCUUUUUUGAACAGCGGCAAAUCAAAAAAAGAUACCUGCUCUUGAUAAUAACAAUGAUGUCAUCAUUAUCACCCUCGAUAAGUCAGACAGGCAGGCAGACCUCCAGCAGCCCGAGUACAGACAUGAUGGACCCGAUGGCCAGUAGCAAUGUGACGAACAAGACUGACCCUCGCUCCCUGAACUCCCGCGUCUUCAUCGGCAACCUCAACACGCUGCUGGUCACCAAGGCCGACGUGGAGGCCAUCUUCUCCAAGUACGGCAAGGUGGUGGGCUGCUCCAUCCACAAAGGCUACGCCUUCGUCCAGUACGCCAAUGAGAGGAACGCACGCAACGCCGUGGUCAGCGAGGACGGCCGCAUGAUCGUGGGACAGGUGCUAGACAUCAACCUGGCCGGCGAGCCCAAACCCCACAGAUCGAAGACAGUGAAGCGCUCUGCAGGAGACAUGUACAGUUCCUCUGGAGAUUUGGACUAUGACUUUCAAAGAGAUUACUACGAUAGGAUGUACUCCUACCAGUCCCGGGUGCCUCCUCCUCCCCCUCCCCCCCUGUCCCGGGCCGUCAUCCCCUCAAAGCGUCCGAGGGUCAGUGUGAGCGGCGGAGGCAGCCGGCGAACCAAAACCAGCUUCUCCUCCUCCUCCAAGACCACCCAGAGGACCUCCCGCUCCGCGGUGAAGGUAGAUGAUCUGCAGACCAUCAAGAGAGAGUUGACACAGAUCAAACACAAGGUGGACUACCUGCUGGAGAGCCUAGAGCGCAUGGAGAAAGACCAGAGCAAGAAGUCAGGUGGGCCUCGGAGAUUUAAUGAGAUGAAGAACUGCAAACCAGAGCCGGGCGAGGUGUCACCGCUCAACUCCUCCAGCUCCAGCAAGAAAGGUGACAGCCUGAAACGUGGCAUGAACGACUCAGAUGACGAUGGAGAUCUGCUGGACGAUGAAGAUGAGAUGAAAAACAGAGGCAGGGAUGAUGACGAUGAUGAGCCUGAGGAAGGAGAGGACGACGGAGAUAGUGCCGACGGAGACGAGUCCUAAACACCACACACACACAUUGUGUACGAUUGUAUCUCCACUCCAGACUUGUACGCAGUGUUAAUUUUAAUCUGCUGAAUUGACUGGACAUUUACAGCAUAUACAGUGUAUUGUAGACUUCGCUUUCUCACACACACACACACACACACACACACGUAUAGUUUCUGGAAUUAUAUUUCAAGUUGAUCGUUCGAUUUUUCUUACCUAUUAAGUUUAUUUUACUUUUUUUAUAAAUAUUUAAAUGCAAACUGUAACUGAUGUGUUACAUUUAGGCAACAUCCAAGUUCAGAUGAGGAUAGGUGUCACAUUGUUUAACAUUGUAUUUUGAAUUCCAGUGUAAAAAAUGACAGAAAUAGUUUUUUUUAGAUUACGUGACGUCCAAAACACAUAGCAAGAGCUCAAAUUUAAGCAAAAGCAGGAUAAAAAUGUUCUACGGUUUGAAUAUAAGUCAGGCUUGAUACGAAAUACCAGAUAUGGUACUACAGUCAAGGCUAGAAAAUGUAUAAAAUAUAUUCCUGAUCCAGUUGCUGUAUGUUUUCCUUUUAACCAGCAGGUGGCAGUGUAUCAAAACAACUGGCCACAUAAAAAGACCACAAGGACUUAUUUCUGUUCCCUCUCUGCUUGUAGGAUAACACCAUAAGCAUGUACAAAGCCUUGUAUCCGAAUGCAGAUAUUCAGACAAAUACUCUGAAAAUAGUUUUGUUUGUUUGCGAGGUGUUGCGACCUUAACUGAUCUUGACUUGUGUAAUGCAGUGCUACUUCAUGUUUGUCUCUUUCUGUUGAAGUUUUGUUUUGUCAUUCAACUGCACUGGUAAAAGUGAAUAAACAUGUUUUCCAAGUUG
This is a messenger RNA of Gymnodraco acuticeps, 2010 nucleotides long. RefSeq names its product heterogeneous nuclear ribonucleoprotein C (gene hnrnpcb). Lineage: Eukaryota; Metazoa; Chordata; Actinopteri; Perciformes; Bathydraconidae. The record is from RefSeq and is a predicted model, not a curated record. Gene Ontology annotation, cellular component: nucleus. The transcript is spliced from 11 exons. Bases 197 to 1171 code for a protein of 324 amino acids. Gene Ontology annotation, molecular function: RNA binding.